Moesziomyces antarcticus is the source of this 1581-nucleotide messenger RNA. RefSeq names its product acyl-CoA dehydrogenase, long-chain specific precursor. Gene Ontology annotation, molecular function: flavin adenine dinucleotide binding; acyl-CoA dehydrogenase activity. The record is from RefSeq and is a predicted model, not a curated record. The transcript has a single exon. Lineage: Eukaryota; Fungi; Basidiomycota; Ustilaginomycetes; Ustilaginales; Ustilaginaceae. The coding region runs from base 1 to 1581 and encodes 526 amino acids.
AUGUCUGCACAGAAGCAGGGCGCAUCCGCCCCCCAGCGCAAGGAGUACACGCGCGAGGAGGUCGCCAAGCACAACAAGCAGGGCGACCUCUGGAUCGUCAUCGACGCCGAGGUCUACAACGUCUCCAAGUUCUCCGAGCUCCACCCGGGUGGUGAGAACGUCUUCCACGACGAAGAGGUCGCCGGUCAGGACGCCACCGAGACCUUCUUCGGCCUCCACCGCCGCGAGGUGCUCUCCAAGCCCCAGUACCAGCGCCUCAUCAUCGGCACCAUCAAGGGCGAGCAGUCCAAGCUCAAGCCAGACCCGCUCGGCAGCCCUUCGCGCGUCCCCUACGGAGAGCCCACCUGGCUCACCCCCGCCUACCACUCGCCCUACUUCAACGACUCGCACCGCCACCUCCAGCGCGAGUGGCGCAAGUAUGUCGACGAGAACAUCAUCGAGGUGGCGCAGCGCUGCGAGGACUCGGGCAAGCGUCCCGAUGUCGAGCUCGUCAAGAUGCUCGGCAAGAACGGCAUCAACGCCAUGCGCAUGGGCCCCGGCAAGCACCUCCACGGACGCACCCUCUUUGCCGGCAUCAAGGGCGAGGAGUUCGACUACUUCCACGAACUCAUCCUCACCCAGGAGCUCGUCCGCUGCGGCCAGCGCGGAUUCGGCGACGCCCUCAACGGCGGCAUGGUCAUCGGCCUGCCCCCCGUGAUGAACUUUGGCUCCGACGAGCUCAAGAAGGAGAUUGUCGAGCCCGUCCUCGCCGGCGACAAGUUUAUCUGCCUCGCCAUCUCCGAGGCCUUUGCCGGCUCCGACGUCAUGGGUCUCCGCACCACCGCCACCCUCACUGAAGACGGCGAGCACUACAUUGUCAACGGCACCAAAAAGUGGAUCACCAACGGCACCUUUGCCGACUACUUUUCCACCGCCGUCAAGACCGACCAGGGCUUCGCCAUGAUCUGCAUCCCGCGCUCCGCCGGCAACGUCGAGACCAAGCAGAUCAAGACGUCCUACUCGACCACGGCGGGAACCGCCUACGUCACCUUCGACAAUGUCAAGGUGCCCAAAAAGUACCUCAUCGGCGAGGACGGCAUGGGCAUCUACUACAUUCUCUCCAACUUUAACCACGAGCGCUGGGUCAUGUGCUGCUCCACCAUCCGCGCCGCACGCGCCGUGUGCGAGGAGUGCAUGCUCUGGAUCCACCAGCGCAAGGUGUUUGGCAAGCCGCUCACCUCGCAGCCCGUCAUCCGCCAGAAGCUCGCACAGAUGAUCUCGCUCGUCGAGGCUGCGCAGAACUGGCUCGAAAACGUGACGUACCAGAUGUGCAAGAUGUCCUACGCCCAGCAGUCCAAGUUCCUCGCGGGUCAGGUCGGCCUGCUCAAGUCGUGGUCCACGCGCGUCUCGCACGAGGUCGCCGACGGCGCCGUCCAGAUCUUUGGCGGUCGCGGCCUCACAAAGACGGGCAUGGGCAAGUUUGUCGAGAUGUUCCACCGCACCUACAAGUUUGACGCCGUGCUCGGUGGCUCCGAGGAGGUGCUCGCCGAUCUCGGCAUCCGACAGGCGCUCAGGAUGAUGCCCGAGAACGCGCGUCUCUAA